GUGGUGCGGCGGCCGGCGGCGGGCUGCGCGGCGGCAGGCGGGGGGGGGCGGCCGGCCGCCCCCUCAGUCAGUCGCGGGGCGAGCGGCGGCGCCCGGGCCAUGCACUCCCUCACCCAGGAGAUCCGUAGCUUCUCCAGGGCUAACCUGCGGAAGCAGCGCACCCGCGUAACGACGCUGACCGGCAAGAGGAUCAUCGAGACGUGGCGCGGCGCCUGCCUGCAGGUGGAGGAGGAGGCGGAGGCGGCGCCCGGCGGCGGCUACGUGCAGGACCUCAGCGCCGACCUCCAGGUCGGCGUCGUGAAGCCCUGGUUGCUGCUGGGGUCGCAGGAUGCUGCUCACGACCUGGAGACGAUGAAAAAAUACAAGGUUACUCAUGUUCUAAAUGUGGCAUAUGGAGUCCAAAAUGCCUUCCUCGAUGACUUUAUAUACAAGACCAUUUCUAUUCUGGAUCUCCCAGAAACUGAUAUUAUCUCCUAUUUCCCAGAAUGUUUUGAAUUUAUUGAGAAAGCCAAGAUCCAGGAUGGUGUGAUACUGGUCCACUGUAAUGCAGGAGUCUCCCGUGCAGCGGCAGUAGUCAUUGGUUUUCUAAUGAAUUCAGAAAGACUGAGUUUUGCUAGAGCCUUUUCCUUGGUGAAAAAUGCAAGGCCUGUGGCUUGUCCAAAUCCUGGCUUCAUGGAGCAGCUUCACAAGUAUCAAGAACAGAAUAUAAAGGCAAAUGGAAGCAUAAAUGAUCACGACUGAUCAAAAGGGAGAAGCGAAACAAUCCAUUUCGAGUAUACCGUAACAGAUGUUGGAUGCACCCUAACCUGUAAUUUUGCAGUCUCCUUUCACAUGUGCAUUUUGAAGUCUUUUUUUAUUUUUUCUUAUCGUUGACUUGAUCCCCUCUUUUUUCAGCACGUAGUCUAACGGCCAAAUGGUGUUCCACUGACUUUGUAGAUGAUUUUGAACAAGAACAAAUUCUUCCUAGAGUGCUAAUAGGUAGAUAAGGUUCAAUUUCCCUUGUAGUGUUAGAAAAAAACAGAAUGAUGGUUUUUUAUUGAACCAUAAGGAAAAGCAGGCAAUAGAGAAAUAAAAUAACUGAGAUAAGUUGCCCUGUUUACUUUAGUACUAAGCGAAAUCUAUGCUUUCUAGUUGGUUGUAAAGUCUAGAUAAUAAAAUGUUCAUAUAAUAAGGUACCUUGAUACUGAAUUUUAAAUGUGUAUUAGAACUAGAGAGGAUUUUAUUGAAUUUUGUGGGCUAGCCAGCCAUUAAAUAUUUUUGGAAAUCAAAACAGAUGGUCUUAUGAGGAUGUUCAAAAUGUGUUAGGAUGCUUUAAUGCUUCACAUCUUUCUAGUAUUUCUCAUCAGGCAGUGAUAUUAAAUGCACUAGCGUGAUGUUUCCAAAGUGCUGGAACCAGGCUAUCAGGUUUUUUUUUAUUAGAUGAUUUCGUUGGAGAUACGAAAAAUGUUUAUAACAACCUAUCUCUGACUCGUUGCUAUUGCCUUUUCUUUGCAUUCAGACCUCAUCUGCUGUCCCCUCACUCCAUUCCACAUCACGUACAAAGAAGAGACACCAUACGAUAGGUAACUUUGACCCUCCUGACAGCUCUUGGGCUGGAAUUACUGUCUUAAGGUGGCGUGUUUAAACAAACAACAACAAAAAAAGAAAUUGUGAAAGAUUUUAAUAGUAUUUUUUGGUGGCCUUCGUGCCGGUUCUAAAUGGUUUGAUAUAUUAAUAUCCAAUAAAAUAAAAAUAACACUGUGUUUGGAUAAA
This is a messenger RNA of Tyto alba (common barn owl), 1752 nucleotides long. It is a transcript of the gene DUSP19, whose product is annotated as dual specificity phosphatase 19. Gene Ontology annotation, cellular component: cytoplasm. The record is from RefSeq and is a predicted model, not a curated record. Gene Ontology annotation, biological process: protein dephosphorylation; regulation of MAP kinase activity. Bases 100 to 741 code for a protein of 213 amino acids. The transcript is spliced from 4 exons. Lineage: Eukaryota; Metazoa; Chordata; Aves; Strigiformes; Tytonidae. Gene Ontology annotation, molecular function: JUN kinase phosphatase activity.